Messenger RNA from Raphanus sativus (radish), 2085 nucleotides. RefSeq names its product putative two-component response regulator ARR19. Bases 21 to 1838 code for a protein of 605 amino acids. Lineage: Eukaryota; Viridiplantae; Streptophyta; Magnoliopsida; Brassicales; Brassicaceae. The transcript is spliced from 5 exons. The record is from RefSeq and is a predicted model, not a curated record. Gene Ontology annotation, molecular function: DNA binding. Gene Ontology annotation, biological process: phosphorelay signal transduction system; cytokinin-activated signaling pathway.
UCUACAAAGUAAAAUUUGUAAUGUCGGAGGGAAAUAGAACCGAUGAUGGCGACAGAACUCUCUUUAAGCAGCAAGAAACUUCUCAAAUCAGCUCUUUUCUCAACGAAUUUCCGGCGAGUACUAAUGUUCUUGUUGUCGAACCCAAUUUUGUAACUUUACUUAAGAUGAAAAAACUCAUGAGCAAAUAUGGCUAUCAAGUGACGAUUUAUGCGGAUGCAGAAUCAGCUCUCGCGUUUCUGAGAAACCGUGAACAUGAGAUUAAUCUCGUGAUCUGGGAUUUUCAUAUGCCUGGAACUAAUGGAAUCCAAGCUCUCAAAAUCAUUUGUACAGAGAUGGAUCUGCCUGUCCUAAUUAUGUCUGAUGAUGACCGAACAACAUCGGUGAUGGAAGCAAUGGUUCAUGGUGCAUGCUACUAUGUUACGAAACCAGUUAGAAAGGAGGUCUUAGCCAAUAUAUGGCAACACAUUGUACGUAAAAGGAUGAUGCCUAAAUUAAGUGUAAUUCCACCGGUUCAAUUAGAUGGGGUUCAUAAUCAAGACAGUUUCAAGCAAGACAAAGAUGACCCCAUGCCCGUGGACCAAGGUAAUAGUGAACAAAAUAUCAAUAUGAUAGGAGAAAAUCUACCAAUCCAAUCAGAUUCGGUUCAGAGUGACGGUUUAGACCAAGACAACAACGAUUCACGGACCACAAGCCCAUACAACGGUGGACAAAACAUUGAUGGAGAAGAAAGAAGACAACUGAAGAAACGGAUGGAGUGGACUAGAGAUCUUGAAGAGAAAUUUCACAAAGCCAUCGAUGAUCUUGGUGGUGCAAAAAAAGCUAAUCCCAAGCGACUUCUCAAAAGGCUGGAAGAAAUGAAUGUCAAAGGGCUCACUAGAAGAAUUGUGUGUAGUCAUCUUCAGAAAUAUCGUCUUAGUCUUCAGGGAAAACAAACCACUCAACCGAUGCAAGAGUUUCGUUGGUCCCGUGCAUGUACAAAUUCACCUCUCUUAGAUUGGAACAAUGUUCACAGUGCAACAUCGUCCCUUAUAAAUGGUGGAGCCUCUUAUCCCCCGGCCCGGAAGCAAUAUCAAAAUGGCUACAUGGCAGUGAACAACAACAACACUGCAUCAUCGUCCCUUAUGACUGGUCGAGCCACUUACCCGGUCCAGGACAAUCAGUAUCAAAAUGGCUACAUGGAAGUGAACAACAACAACACUGCAUUAUUGUCCCUUAUGAGUGGUCGAGCCACUUACCCGGUCCAGGACAACCAGUAUCAAAAUGGCUACAUGGAAGUGAACAACAACCACGCUGCAUCACCGUCCCUUAUGAAUGGUCGAGCUACUUACCCAGUCCAUGAAAAUCAGUAUCAAAAUGGCUACAUGGAAGUGAACAACAACCUCGCGGCAUCAUCGUCCAAUGGUCGAGCUACUUACCCGGUCCAGGACAAUCAGUAUCAAAAUGGCUACUUGGGAGUGAACAACAACCAGGUCAUGACCAAUACUAUGCCUCGUUUGCCAUAUGAUCUUGACCAUGAUCACCAUUUGCAGAAGCAGAAGCUUGAACAACAACAUAUGCUUUCUAAUCAAUUGAAGCCUGAAAAUGCUUCCAGCAGCGAUAUAGAAGAGGAUCGGGGACUGACGUAUACUGUGCCUCGUUUGCCCUAUGAUCUCAGCCAUGGGAACCAUCUCCAGCAGCAACAAGAACAUCAGCUUCCUCAUCGAUGGAAUAACGUUAUGAGUAACAAUGAACCGGAACUAGCUUCCGGCAAUGGUGUAACGGGCCCCGAGGGGGUUGAUCCAAGUUUACCGUAUGACCCAAACGAGCUCUUUAUCAACGGGUAUAAUUACAAUCAGUAGUUUGGCUGUCUCUUUAAUUACUUAAUCAUGCGUAGGAGAUUAUUCGGUUUCUUGGAAGUUUCAUGAUUGUGAGAGAAUCAUCAGUGACAUGAAGAAAAGGAAGUGAAGAACGAGAGCAUGCAUGUGACUUGUUUUGUGAGUCGCAAGAAGAUUAGGUUUGUUGUUAUUCUAUGGAACUCAUUUCAAAUACUGGUCAGUGAUAAUAUGCAUAUCAGUAAAACAGUAUCAAUGUAUUUCAUUUUCUUAU